Podarcis lilfordi (Lilford's wall lizard) is the source of this 159-nucleotide messenger RNA. The record is from the annotation of a GenBank genome assembly. NCBI's taxonomy places the organism in Eukaryota, Metazoa, Chordata, Lepidosauria, Squamata, Lacertidae.
GCAAAGUGAUUAAUUUGGCGAGCCGGGACGGGGCUUCCUGGUGCUGCGCUCGCCUCCCGAGCAAAAACGGAGCCGGACUCCCUGGCAAACUCCUGCUGUCUCUUCCCGGAGAGGUCCACACGCCCCCCACCCCACCCCAGGGGCUGCCCAGGCUGCAAG